This is a messenger RNA of Zymoseptoria tritici IPO323, 1809 nucleotides long. Its product is annotated as putative major facilitator superfamily transporter. Gene Ontology annotation, molecular function: basic amino acid transmembrane transporter activity. Bases 1 to 1809 code for a protein of 602 amino acids. Gene Ontology annotation, cellular component: fungal-type vacuole membrane. Lineage: Eukaryota; Fungi; Ascomycota; Dothideomycetes; Mycosphaerellales; Mycosphaerellaceae. The transcript has a single exon. Gene Ontology annotation, biological process: basic amino acid transport; transmembrane transport. The record is from RefSeq and is a predicted model, not a curated record.
AUGCCUGACGGAUCCCGGAAGAACGUGGUCUUGCGACGACAGCAGGAGGACUCGACCCGCGCGCAGAGUCUGGAUGAUGGAGCGGCGACAGAACGCACAGCCCUGCUACAGCCUGUGAGGAGUGGUCUGGAAAGAACGGGAGAUGCCAAUGGCAAACCUAUUGUCGACGAUGAUUCGUCAGCAUCGACAUCAAGUAUCGAAGAUGGCGACGGUAACAACACCGCGGCGAACCAGUCGCUGUCACCAAUCCGCGGAGCCUGCAUCGUGGUGGCCCUCGGAGCAUUGAUAUUCCUGCAAGCGACGAACAUCAGCAUGCUCACGGUCAUCCAAAGCGCCAUCGCAAACGAGCUGGACGCAUUCGAGAGAACAUCGUGGUUCACAUCGGCAUACUUGAUUCCUCUUUCAGCUCUCGGUCCGCUCAAUGGCAAGCUCAGCUCGGUCUUCUCGCCACGACAUUGCGUCUUUGCCUCCGCACUCAUCAUGGCCAUCGGAGCACUUCUUUCGUCUUUCGCGGUCAGCUUCGAAGGAUUCGUGAUCGGGCGAGUCGUCACGGGUAUUGGUGCCAGUGGUGUGCUACCCAUUGCCAUCAUCAUCGUGCUGGAAUUCUCUUCAAGUAAGCGCAGAGGACUUGCCAUUGGACUUCUCAACAGCGGCUAUACCGUCGGCGUAGCACUCGGCGCCACGGCAGCAGGAGGCUUACUACCCGUGGUGGGCUGGAGAGCCUUAUUUUGGGCUCAGGUACCUCUCGCAAUCGUCGCUGGACUGGGAUUGUUCCUCUCUAUCCCGCACGCCUUCAGCGCCAGCGACGUCAAGUCUGAAAAGUCCACUUGGUCCCGGCUUCGAAGUCUCGACUACAGCGGCGCCAUCACCUUGACCGCCUCCCUGGUCCUCAUGCUCUAUGCCCUCUCAGCUCCGAAGAAGAUCCCAAUCCUUCCGAUCAUCCUCUCCCUCAUCGUGGCAGCCAUUUUCGUCCAGAACGAAGUCUACUUCGCCUCGGAUCCCAUCAUCCCAACAACACUUCUCAAGUCACGCGGUCUUCUCUUCACCUGUCUCGGCACUCUCGGCUUCAUGAUGGCUCGCUGGUCCGUCUUGUUCUACACCCCGACCUACGCCAUCGCUGUCCGGCAAUGGCCGCCUUCUGUAGCCGGCAGUCUUCUGAUUCCUACCAAUGCUGGAUUUGCCGCCGGUGGUCUACUGGUUGGCUGGCUGCACAUCAAACGGUCUGGAUCGUUCUAUUUGCCUGGAGUCAUUUCUUAUGCGCUCUUUCCGGUAUCGCUGGUCGUACUAGCCAUGCUUUCGCGAGACGACUCGCCUGUAGCGCUUUUCAUCGCGAUGCUGGUGUUGUGUGGCUUUGUCACGGGAGCUGCGCUGAACUACACUCUUGCGCAUCUCUUGCAUCUCACGCCGAAGGACACCCAUUAUGUUGCCAGCGCUCUUCUCGCCACGUUCAGGGGAUUUGCUGGCUCAUUCGGUUCUGCCAUCGGAGGCGGCCUAUUCAUCCGCACGCUGGACACGACCCUCACUGCGCGGUUUGCGGAACGAGGGAUGCAGCGGGACGAUCUCGUACGCCGACUUCUGGGGUCGCCAGCAUUGGUGGAGCAGUUGGAGGGAGUGGAACGAGAGGUCGCUGUGCAAGGUUACGAGGAAUCGUUGAAGUACCUGUGGUUGGCGAUGGCCGGGAUCGCGGUGCUGAUGGUUUUGGUGCAGGCUGCUGUGGGAUGGACAGGACAUGCAGAGAAGGAGAUGCCUAGCUCAAGUUCUGAAAGUGAAACACUGCUGGGCGACGACGACUCGGAACAGCGCUCAUAG